AUGACUUUAAAACGGUCUUUAGGAUAUUUAUUCGGGCUAGGAGACCACACCGCAGCCUGGAAUGGUCAGGAAGAGAAAGGUGAAAGAAUAGAGCUCGAACAGACUAUGGCAGUCCUUUGGCUACAAGAAAUAAGCUCCGUGGUCAAAUAUCCCCCUAUCGCUUUCAAUCUGCCUGCCGCAAUGGAAACGCCAUCUCUAGCAGAAUUAUCGGUCAGCAGAGGCAGAGGGCCUGAUCUGAUCGAACGUCUACGAAGUACGGGGCCCUCUGCAAUAUGCACCUUGGACAUCUCCGCAGUACAUGCGUCGGUGCCGAGAGUUGCAACUUCUUGCCAAGAGCAAACAGGACCAGCAGCUCGUAUUCAUCAAGUGUCAACUCCAGCCUUCACAGGAAAUCCAAACGUGGGCGCGUGUCCGGGUUGGGCUGCUGGGGCAUCCGGGACAGCGGCUCUUUUGACAUGCUGCGCUCUGCACCCGUUUGAUCUUGUCAAGACUCGCAUGCAAGUUGCGGCUGUCACUGGUGGUGCGAUCCCACGGUACAGCUCUACUCGUUCGGCAAUCACUAGGAUCUUCAAACAGGAAGGUCUGAGAGGCUUGUGGAAGGGGGUAGGCGUUACAGCAACAGCCUCUUCUACCUCUUGGGCUUGCUUCAGAUAUAUUUUUGAUAACUUCAGCGCCAGCUUUCCAAAGUGGCGCGUGGCUCUUUUCGGACAUUCGCACCAGUCAACAGAAGUGGCAGAAAGGACAUCUGUCGACGAUGUGGCUAGCGGUCUUUUAGCGGGCAUCGUAGUGACCGGUCUGACGCAUCCCUUGUGGCUUGCAAAGGCGCGAAUGGAGAUGCAAGCCAAAGAAACUGAGGUAGGACGCCCUGUUAUUGAAGGCGUUGCUGGCUGGCCACGCUUCCGCAAUGGCUUUCGAUGUAUUUUGAGCGCCGCCCGCGGCGGCAUAAGUGAAUGCUACAGAGGCAUUGGCCCAGCACUAGCCCUUGCGCCGCAUGCAGCAAUUCAAAUCGCAGCCUAUGAACGGCUAAAGAGGAACCAGUAA
Molecule: messenger RNA, 1041 nt
Organism: Cyclospora cayetanensis
Lineage: Eukaryota; Apicomplexa; Conoidasida; Eucoccidiorida; Eimeriidae
Product: folate transporter 1, chloroplastic
Exons: 7
Coding region: 1-1041 (346 amino acids)
Biological process (GO): nucleotide transport; transmembrane transport
Source: RefSeq, a predicted model, not a curated record